Molecule: messenger RNA, 1986 nt
Organism: Sporothrix schenckii 1099-18
Lineage: Eukaryota; Fungi; Ascomycota; Sordariomycetes; Ophiostomatales; Ophiostomataceae
Exons: 1
Coding region: 1-1986 (661 amino acids)
Biological process (GO): regulation of DNA-templated transcription; DNA-templated transcription
Cellular component (GO): nucleus
Molecular function (GO): DNA binding; zinc ion binding; DNA-binding transcription factor activity, RNA polymerase II-specific
Source: RefSeq, a predicted model, not a curated record
AUGGACAGCACAAGGACGACGCGACGGCAGACACGCACCCGCACGCGUACGGGAUGCAUGACCUGCCGGGCCCGCAAGAUCAAGUGUGACGAGACGGCGACGACUUGCCGCAAUUGCACAAGGGCACAACUCGACUGCUUGCGGCCGGACAGGACCAAUGCCAGUCUGCAUCAGACGGAGAGGGUGCAGUUGGCGGACCGCGCGGUCAGCGCGCACGACGGCGACCGCUUCACACAAGCCGGCCUUCAACGGCGACGCGCAAAACGGUCGUGCAAUGCUUGCCGACGAACGAAGAAGCGCUGUGGCGGCGAGCGGCCGCAAUGCAUGCGAUGCACCGACAAGGACGUGUGCUGUGUCUACGACGAGCCGGGGGAGAUUCUUGCCCUCUCGCAAACGACGGCAUCGCCGAUCUCACCCUUGCCCUCGGUAGACCUCCUCGCAGACAAAGUGCUUGUGCACCGUCUCUGCGACGCCUUUUUCAACGAAGUCGCCCCUCUACGGUGCUUUGGUUUCUUGCACCGGCACACCUUUCUACAGGAGGUGGACGCGACGGACCACCCACGAGACGAUCCUCUGCUGCUAGCCGUCUGUGCUCUGGCGACCAAGACGAUUGCCAUGAAGGAGUACGAUCUGUGGGACGUCGGCAGCGGAUGGGCCCGCGAGGCCCAGGCAUCCGUCGUGGCGGCACUCGACGACAUGAGCGUCCGCCGGCUUAUGUGCCUGGUGCUGCUGUACGAGCACGCCGCGCGCACGGGCGAGACGCGCCAGUGUUUUCAGCUGUCGGCCCUGGCGUCGCGCAUGACACAGGCGCUGAGUCUGAAUCUGGAGCAUGACGAAGACGUGCUCGACACGUCGCAGAUGUCGGCCGUGUCCCGCGAGUCCCGCCGCCGACUAAUGUGGGCGUGCUAUCUGCUGGACACGAUGCUGGCGUGCGGACUGCGGGACUUGCAGGUGCUGGAGACGGCGAGCCUGCGGAUCCAGCUGCCGUGUGACGAGCGGCAUUUUGUCUACAAGGUGGCUGUGCACACGGCCAUGGUGGACACGACGUUUGCCCCCAGACGGAGCAGCCGGAAAGGGCCCCUGCUGUCCACCAACCAGGGCAUCGACGCCUUCUCGGUACGCCUCUACCUCAUCCGCGACCACGUCCUGCAGUACAUCAAUAGCGACACCGACAAGGACGACCCGUGGCGGCUGGUGGCGCUGAUUGCCGAUUUGGAGGCGUGGAAGGACGCGCUGACGCCCGAGCUGCAGUUUACGUCGGAUGUCCUCGCCGUGCGGAAAGACGAGGGCCGGCUGGCGGCGCUGGUGUCGCUGCACGUCCUGUACCACCAAGUCAACUGCCUGCUGUACCGGUGCACGAUUCCGAGCAUGCUCUUCCCGGCCCGCACGCAGACCGGCCUCUCCGUCAAGGCGUCGCCCGAUUUCUUGGCCGAAAGCCGCAAGGGCUGGUUCGGGCACGCGUGCGCCAUGAGCGCCAUCUUCGAAGUGUCCCUGCAGCACCAGCCGCUGUCGAUGACGGACCCGGCGGUGGCGCCGUCGGCGUACAAUGCCAUCAUCAUCAAGUGGCUGUACCUGACCAACUUUGUCAGCACAGGGGACGAGAAGCAGCACCAGCUGAAUGCCAUACUGCCGCUCGUCGACAUCGACCUCCAGUUCCUGCAAGCACUGGCCAGCUACCACCCGUCGGUCGGCACGAUUGCGAGCGUCGCCGCGCGGCUAGUCGACGAGGCAAAACGAAGGAUUGCUGCCAAUCCGGUCGUCCGUCUCUCCGAAACCGGCAUCCCCGACCAGAUCCACAGCGCGACGUCCAUUUCGCCCGACGUCCGCAUGAACCAGCUGUCGACAUUUGCCCGCAUGCGCAAGACGAUUCCAGACGUACACGCGCCAGACCGGGGCACGCCGACAACCUCGCCGGGCCUGAGUACAUAUAGCUCGCCACAGUCCGACUGGGCCGGCGAAGAGCGACUCUGGAUGUGGAGUGAAUGA